CUGACCACACUGUGAGAGCUUUCUUACCUCUUGUCCCAGUGAAGCAGUAUUGAUUGAUCAACUUCUUGACAGAAGACCAUGGCAAAGAAGGUGGCAGUGAUUGGAGCCGGGGUCAGUGGCCUGGUCUCUCUGAAGUGCUGUGUGGAUGAGGGACUGGAGCCCACUUGCUUUGAGCGAACUGAAGAUAUUGGAGGGCUGUGGAGGUUCAAAGAAAAUGUUGAAGAUGGCCGAGCAAGUAUCUAUCAAUCUGUCAUCACCAAUACCAGCAAAGAAAUGUCUUGUUUCAGUGAUUUUCCAAUGCCUGAAGACUUUCCAAACUUCCUGCACAAUUCUAAGCUCCUGGAAUAUUUCAGAAUUUUUGCCAGAAAGUUUGAUCUUCUAAAAUAUAUUCAGUUCCAGACAACUGUCCUCAGUGUGAAAAAACACACGGAUUUCUCAUCUUCUGGCCAAUGGGAGGUUGUUACCGAGAGCAACAGCAAGAAGCAAAGUGCUGUCUUUGACGCAGUUAUGGUUUGCAGCGGCCAUCACAUCCUCCCUCACAUCCCACUGGAGUCAUUUCCAGGUAUUGAGAGGUUCAAAGGCCAGUAUUUCCAUAGCCGCCAAUACAAGCACCCAGAGGGACUUGAAGGGAAACAUAUCCUGGUGAUUGGACUAGGAAACUCGGCCUCAGAUAUUGCCAUUGAGCUGAGUAAGAAGGCUGCUCAGGUAUUUAUCAGCACCAGACAUGGUUCCUGGGUCAUGGGCUGUAUCUCUGAAGAUGGCUAUCCCUGGGACAUUGUGUUCCACACCCGGUUUAGGUCCAUGCUCCAAAAUGUCCUGCCACAAACAAUUCGAAAAUGGAUGAUGGAACAGCAGAUGAAUCAGUGGUUCAACCAUGAAAAUUAUGGCCUUGAGCCUCAAAACAAAUAUCUUAUGAAAGAACUUGUAAUAAAUGAUGAUCUUCCAAGUCAUAUACUCUAUGGAGCCAUCAAGGUGAAACCAAGAGUGAAAGAGCUCACAGAAACUUCUGCCAUCUUUGAAGAUGGAACAGUGGAGAAGAAUAUUGAUGUUAUUGUCUUUGCAACGGGAUAUACUUUCUCUUUUCCAUUCCUUGAAGAUUCACUUGUUAAAGUAGAGGAUAAUAUGGUCUCACUGUAUAAAUACAUGUUCCCUCCUCACCUGGAGAAGUCAACUCUGGCGUGCAUUGGUCUCAUCCAGCCCCUAGGUUCCAUUUUCCCAACUGCUGAACUUCAAGCUCGUUGGGCAACCAGGGUUUUCAAAGGCUUGUGUACCUUGCCCUCAGAGAGGACUAUGAUGGCAGACAUUAUCAAGAGGAAUGAAAAAAGAAUAGAUCUGUUUGGAAAGAACCAGAGCCAGAUACUUCAGACCAAUUACAUCGACUACUUGGAUGAGCUCGCCUUAGAGACAGGUGCGAAGCCAGACGUCCUAUCUCUCUUGCUGAAAGACCCCAAACUGGCUGUGAAGCUCUAUUUUGGACCCUGCAACUCCUACCAGUACCGCCUCACUGGGCCCAGGCAGUGGAAGGGAGCCAAGAGGGCCAUCCUCACCCAGAAACAACGGAUACUGAAGCCUUUAAAGACACGGGCACUAAAAGCUUCAUCUGAUUUCCCUGUUUCCUUUCUGUUGAAAAUCGUGGGGCUUCUUGCUGUUGUUGUAGCCCUUUUUUUUCAGCUUCAGUGGUUCUAAUUGGUCAGCAUAAAGCUUUUGAUUUUAGUGUCAGUCAGUUCCUCUUAAAAAAAAAAAGACAAAGAAAAAAUAUGAAAUCUAGAUUCUGUAUUUCAGAGUCGAGAGGAACAGAGAGAGGUGGUUGUAGAGAAUUAGCAGAAUUAGGUCCAUGUUAAAACACUAAAAUGGUGUCAUGAAAUUUCUUUGCCACUCCACCCUUCCCUCAAGUUCAUCAGACUCUCCAAAAGGACAAUUAAAUAGCACUGGCUAAAUAGUGUUGCCAGGCCCCAUAUAAGAGGGUUGUGUGGAAAAAACAGAAAUACGCAGAAUGAAAAGCAAGCCCCAUGGUUUAAAACAUUGGAAAAUUUCAAUGGUGGGUAAAUAUUUAAACUCUUGCAUGAUGUUCUUGAUAGUCUUCCUACCCGGACUCUUUUGGUAACAAAGUUCUCAGGUGUUAGGUCAUGCUCCAUAUCCUUAUCAGGGAAUCACUCAAAAAUCCUGGAGGAAAAUAUGAGAGGCUAGACUCCUUGGGCCUUAUGGUGAAAGCAAAGCCAAUAGGCACAUUUCUUAUGUUUUGACAGAAACACCGCUAUAAAAAUAAAAAUAAACCUGCAGUAACAGCUAUAUACACAUUCAGUACUUUCCAUAGACCAGACAUUGUGCUCAGUGCACACUGUAUUAACUUCAUUUAAAUCUCACAAUAAUUCUGCGAGAUGGAUGAGGCUAUUCUACCCAUUUUACAGAUGAUGAAACUGAGACUCAGAGCAGUUGGGUAACAUGUUCAAGACCAUACAGCUGGUCUUGCCGGGCAGCCAGGAUUGGAACCCAGUUUUGCUUGAUUCUGGAACUGUGGAUCAUAACCUUUCCCCAGAAUAUACUUAUUUACAAAACAGCUAUUGCAGAUAAAGUACUUACUAACAGUUUAUUUUAUUUAUAAUCACAUAUAUGUUGCUUUUGGAGGAACUUAACACAGAUAACAGCACACUUCUUGCAAAUAUGAUCAAUUAAUUUUAUUCAUAAUAUUUUGGCUUAUAGUCCAGUCAGAUCUAAAAAGCAUUUGAUGGAAUUUACAAUGAAACAUACCUAGGGCGCCUGGGUGGCUCAGUUGGUUAAGCGACUGC
Neomonachus schauinslandi (Hawaiian monk seal) is the source of this 2786-nucleotide messenger RNA. RefSeq names its product flavin containing dimethylaniline monoxygenase 2 (gene FMO2). Bases 79 to 1686 code for a protein of 535 amino acids. The record is from RefSeq and is a predicted model, not a curated record. NCBI's taxonomy places the organism in Eukaryota, Metazoa, Chordata, Mammalia, Carnivora, Phocidae. The transcript is spliced from 8 exons. Gene Ontology annotation, molecular function: NADP binding; N,N-dimethylaniline monooxygenase activity; flavin adenine dinucleotide binding.